CCGCUCCUCGAGUUACCAAACGAGCUGCUACUCAACAUCGCUGACUUCCUCGAAAAAGAAGUUCAACUCUCACUUCGCCUCUCUUGCCGGCGAUUUCGUAUUCUGUUGAAUGAGUGUCUCGAUGUUUCGCUAUGCGACAUCAAUACGAAGUCACGAUUCUUCAGAUUGUCUUGAACCUGACUAUCCAGCACACCUCCCGUGCCAACCUUGCGGUUUCAUGCACAGAUGGCAAUCUCGGCGAUUUCAGGGCCGCUGCUAUCGUCGUGACUACCAUCAUCCGUCCAUGGAAAUUUGGACGUCGUACUCUUGGUACAUGCCGAAUAUCUGCGUGUCCCGCGAGGUCGUCGAUCUUGUUCUUCGUGCUGACGAAUGGGGUCAUUCAUACGACCUUCCUUUGCCUUAUUUGAGAAAGAGCUGGCAUGGCAAUUACGGCAUCUUCCGCGAAAACGAGGCG
This is a messenger RNA of Cladophialophora psammophila CBS 110553, 454 nucleotides long. RefSeq lists its product as uncharacterized. The record is from RefSeq and is a predicted model, not a curated record. The transcript has a single exon. NCBI's taxonomy places the organism in Eukaryota, Fungi, Ascomycota, Eurotiomycetes, Chaetothyriales, Herpotrichiellaceae. Bases 132 to 407 code for a protein of 91 amino acids.